AUGUCCUAUCCUAUCCUGCAGUCUUUGUGUGCUCUAUCCCUGGCCCUCCUGUUCUGUCUUCUCAGUUGUCAUGAUGCAAUAAAAAUGAGAUACAAAGCGAGGGAGUUAACUCCACAGGGACCCGCCAAACACCUCCGUCACUGA
Messenger RNA from Parastagonospora nodorum SN15, 144 nucleotides. RefSeq lists its product as hypothetical. The coding region runs from base 1 to 144 and encodes 47 amino acids. The transcript has 2 exons. The record is from RefSeq and is a predicted model, not a curated record. Lineage: Eukaryota; Fungi; Ascomycota; Dothideomycetes; Pleosporales; Phaeosphaeriaceae.